Messenger RNA from Nothoprocta perdicaria, 834 nucleotides. RefSeq lists its product as uncharacterized. The transcript is spliced from 2 exons. Gene Ontology annotation, biological process: GPI anchor biosynthetic process. The annotation marks the transcript as partial. The record is from RefSeq and is a predicted model, not a curated record. Gene Ontology annotation, cellular component: Golgi membrane; endoplasmic reticulum membrane. NCBI's taxonomy places the organism in Eukaryota, Metazoa, Chordata, Aves, Tinamiformes, Tinamidae.
CUCUUCGGCUUCCUCUUCUGCGUCGCCUGGUCGCUGCUCUUCCACUUCCAGGAGACCACGGCCACGCACUGCGGGGUCCCCAACUACCUCCCGUCCAUCAGCGCGGCCAUCGGGGGCGAGGCCCCGCAGCGCUACGUGUGGCGCCUCUGCAUCGGCCUCCACUCGGCGCCCCGCUUCCUCGUGGCCGUCGCCUACUGGAACCACUACCAGCGCUGCCCCUGCGCCCACCCGCGCUACCCGCGCCUCUGCCACCUCAACCUGCUGCUCAACGUGCUCGAGAACGGCGCCCUCCUCGUCCUCACCUACGUGUCCUCCUCGGAGAACUACAGUAGGUGCCUCCUCGCUCCGCAGGGACGCUUGGGAAGGAGUCGGUUUUGGGGGGAAAACGCCAGGAAAACACCCAGGUUGGGCUCGGUGUUUGUCAGCGGCAGCCGGUGCCGCCGCGGCACAGCUGGUGCUUUGGCCUCCGAUGCUCUCGGCUGCUUGGCCCAAACUGGAGGCAGUUUUGGAGUGGAGGCUCAAAUGGGAGUUCGGAGCUUGGUCCCCGCGUCCCUGCCCRGCCCUGCUCCUGGCUCCGGGGUGCCCGUGUCCCUCGCGGUUGGCGCCCAGCCUGCGCUGUCCUGGUGGAGCCUCCUGGCACGGAGCUUUCCGGGUGGAAUUCCCUGGAGCUGGAGGUUUUGGAGGCCCAGGCACGGCGGGAGCUCGCGGGUGCUCGGCGCUGCUUCCCGGGGCUUGUUGCUCUUCCUGCUCCUUCUCCUCCCCGUUUUUCCUGGGUCAGGGGAGCUGGUGGCCCCAGGGUGCCACGUGCCCGUCGGCUGCAGCACCCUGGGGUGA